Messenger RNA from Suillus clintonianus, 1279 nucleotides. RefSeq lists its product as uncharacterized. Lineage: Eukaryota; Fungi; Basidiomycota; Agaricomycetes; Boletales; Suillaceae. The record is from RefSeq and is a predicted model, not a curated record. The transcript has 4 exons. The coding region runs from base 33 to 1187 and encodes 384 amino acids.
GUGCAUAACCACGACCCUUCCUCGACCAAAGGAUGUCCCGAGGGAUGUCCGCAGAGGAAUCCAACGCUGGUUCUGUAAUUCCAGACGUAGACCCUCCAGCAGCUUCAGUUUACGAUCCACCACCUCCAUACCCAUCACAAGAACGCCGCUCACGCACGACUCGACAUAGUCGGAGGCAUCGCUUACCAGCGCCAUUAUCUCCCCAACCGCCAUCAGAUUUAGAUCGUGCUGCAGGAUAUGUGUCCCCUCAAUUAUUAGUCUCAACUCAUUCGUUUCCACGCACGGAAGAUGCCACAGAGCAGACACCACUUCUUGGUGAUUCCCUGCUAGGCUCCAUCCAGCGUGCGUCGGGACGUCAAAGGACAAAUUCGCAGUCGAGCACAAUUGUUUCAUCGAAUUCGUUUGCGCCCUCUCUAGCGCAAACAGUGCUUUCUCUGCUCCAUUCCGACCCUGAUGACGAGUCUGACGUGGACACAUAUGAGGCGCUCGGGGAUGACCGUGACAACCCGUGUGCACACAAUGGUCCUCAGAGGCGUCGCCAAAAUGCUGGCACCUCCAUAGAAUCACAUUCGGGAAGCUCGCAUCGGUGGCCGCUGUUUUCUCGGCGCUGCUGGUCUCGUUACUUCCGACCCAUGACUCGCAGAGCAUAUCAUGCGGCUGCAUUCCAUCUUCUUGCGCUCAACUUUCCCUAUGCCCUUCUUGCGUGGGUUUACCUUUUUGUAUUCACUUUGACUGGUACAACAUUAUUAAUAACCUUACCUUUGGGUGCUCUUCUAUGUUUUCUUGAUUUGCUUGGUGCCAGGGCGUUUGCGAGGGGAGAACUCGCUCUCCAAACAACGUUCCAUGGGCCUCUUGCUUACCCACCUCCCUAUCCGCCCCGACCUAUCUUCCAGCGGGUGCGACCGCCACUGUCAUCUGACGUAGAGUCUGGAUCACCAUACCACGAAUCUUCAUUCUACAAAAACACGUACGCCAUGUUCACGGACUGGACAUCCUAUCAGGCGUUAUUUUACUUCUUGGUUAUCAAACCAAGUAUCACGCUGUUCCUAACUAUCUUUCUGCUGGUAGUGGUCCCCGUGUCGUAUGUGCUGGUGGUUCCCGCGCCAAUGGUUCUCAGAAUUGUUCGGAAGCUGGGCAUAUGGCAGGCCAAUGUUGCUGUAGAAGGAUUAUACUUAGCGGUGUCGUGAUUCUUAAUUCAGUUUGCUAAUGAGUGUACAUGUAUCUACAGUCUACUGCACGUAGAUGUUACCUUUUCUCAGACAAGUUGGCAAGCUGUGAA